CUCCGUCACCUUCCUGGCAGAAGAUCCCGUCAAGCAGCGACACGAACCCGGGUCUGAUCCACGCACGGUCCCGCUCACAUCGUCCGGAGGCUAUGGAGGCUCCGUCCUGCUCAAGCGGCAGAUAUAGUUAUGAGGAGUACAAAGAGACGGCAGACUGGCUGAGGGACCACACAGAGCAGCGUCCGAAGGUGGCCAUCAUCUGUGGCUCCGGCCUGGGGGGUCUGGCUGACCUGCUGCAAAACAAGACUGUCUUCAGUUAUGAGAAAAUCCCUCAUUUCCCCGUCAGCACCGUGCCGGGUCACGCCGGGCAGCUGGUGUUCGGGAGCCUGCAGGGCCACGAGUGCGUCUGUAUGCAGGGGCGCUUCCACUUCUACGAGGGCUACGCCAUGCAAACGGUGACGUUCCCGGUGCGAGUCUUCAAACUGCUGGGUGUGGAAACCAUGAUUGUGACGAAUGCGUGCGGUGGACUCAACACCAACUACAGCGUGGGAGACAUCAUGCUCAUCAAGGAUCACAUCAACAUGCCGGGCUUUGCAGGACAGAACCCGCUCUGUGGCCGCAACGAUGAGAGGUUUGGAGAUCGUUUCCCUUGCAUGUCGGAUGCAUAUGACCGAGACUUGAUGGCUCUGGCCAAGCAAACAGCAGCGGAGCAGGGCUGCGACAGCUUCCUGCAGGAGGGGGUUUACUGCAUGUUGGCUGGACCGUCAUAUGAGACCAUCGCAGAGUGCAGAGCUCUGCAGAUGAUGGGGGCUGACACUGUGGGUAUGAGCACAGCCCCUGAGGUGGUGGUGGCUCGUCAUUGUGGCCUGCGUGUCCUGGGUCUGUCCCUCGUCACCAACAUGGCGGUGACAGAUUAUGACAGCCAUGAGAAGGCGAACCACAAGGAGGUGCUGGAGACCACCCGGCGUCGAGCCAAGGACCUGGAGAGGCUGGUCAGCCACCUCAUCACCAAGAUCUAGGACUGUUGGCACUAAACAAACAGUGAAGGGUGAUAGGGGUGAAUAUAGCUUUGAAUGUAAGAUUUAAAUGUGUGAAGAUGGGGAGAUGUACACGUUGGGAUGAAUAGGUUGAUAUGUAUCACGGGUUAAUCCCGGGAUGAAGGAGCCAGUUAGCCGCUGCUUUAAAUGUCUAAAUAAAACGUAAGGAUAGCUUUUAUUUGUUUGGUCCAGUCGGUGAAAAAUGUGGAAAUCAUCAGUAAUUCAGACCAUUUGAAAUCUUAAAUAGUAAGUAAAGCCGACAAAGGGUGUUUCACUGACAGACCACACCCAGCCUUGAUUUUGCCUGUGGUUCCAAUGGUGAGAAGUGCGCUCGGCCGCACCUUUAACCAAACCUGACAAUUACACACGUCUGCUGCACCUUCAAUGAUAAACGGUGCAUCGUAUGACUCAUGAGGUGUUGAAACCAUAUAUAGACGAGGAAGAGCAUAGGGCUGAGGAAGAGGUGUGAGUCAGGGGAUGGACGGCCCCACGUAUCCUUAUUCUACUGGGAACCAGUUGAGCUUGAUGAGGAGUCUGCUGGUCAAGCAUUGGCUCUCUAUUGUUCUGCAAACACUAGUUGCUGCAUGACAAAUACCUAUUUCAGCUAAAAAAAAUCUAAUUAGUUUUAUUUAAAUUUUUCUAUUGUAUUUUUGGAGUACGACAACAGUUUAUUGGUGAAGGAUGUGACGAAAUGACAGGAGCUUGUCGAUCUAAAAAAGGAUCUGUUUAAUCUGAAUCAAGCCCUGUAUCAAUAAUCUGAUGAUAUAUUUAGAAAUUACAUUAGUAUAUUAGCAUACUUAACAUUUAUGAGGGGCGAUUUAGGGGUUCAGUAUCUUGCCAAGGACACUUUGGCCUGCAGAUGGUGAAGAGUGGGGUUUGAACCGGCAACCUUCUUGUUGGGGAACGACCACUCUACCCCCUAGGCCACACCACCACCGAUUAGACAUCUAAUCAAUCACUAAAUAAAUAUAUAUAUAUAUAUAAAUGUAUAUAUUCAUAGCCUUUAUAAUCCGAAAGGUUUUUGGAUCUGUUUUUUUUUUUUGCACAACAAAAGUCCAUGACAGUGUAAUAUCAGGGAACUGGCCAGAGAACCUGCAGUUUUCAAUCUUCUCUGUGCUGAUCUGGAAGCUCCUGCCAGGUUCUCUUGACCGUCUCAUUCAUUAGAGCUGGAAAGACCCGAGAAGCCCCAGAUCAGCAAUCCACCCCUUAGACCACUUGUAUCAGGCUUCACAUCCAGAUGCUCGUGGAAGCCUUAAAGGGGAAUUCCACUCUGAAUGAGGAUGUUGUUCACACACAGGGAAUUCAUUCCAACAUACAGGAUUGUUAAAGAAGUUUUGAAGAUGUAAUCAAAACUUGUUUGUCACAACCAUUCUUUCUGUUUUCCUGUGUGAAGAUAACCGCAGAUGUUACAUCUUGUUUCCUCGUGAGUCGUCCAUUGUCUGUGUCUCUCUAUAUUAAUCAUAUUUACUGUAUCUAGGUUAGAAUCGAAUGUUCCUGCAACAUGACUCAUCUUCAGUUCAUUCACAUGCUGUUAAAUAAUAAACUUUCAAAUGACA
This is a messenger RNA of Pleuronectes platessa (European plaice), 2533 nucleotides long. It is a transcript of the gene pnp6, whose product is annotated as purine nucleoside phosphorylase 6. Bases 93 to 959 code for a protein of 288 amino acids. Gene Ontology annotation, molecular function: purine-nucleoside phosphorylase activity. NCBI's taxonomy places the organism in Eukaryota, Metazoa, Chordata, Actinopteri, Pleuronectiformes, Pleuronectidae. Gene Ontology annotation, cellular component: cytoplasm. The record is from RefSeq and is a predicted model, not a curated record. The transcript has 6 exons. Gene Ontology annotation, biological process: nucleoside metabolic process.